Messenger RNA from Parnassius mnemosyne (clouded apollo), 1830 nucleotides. The record is from the annotation of a GenBank genome assembly. Lineage: Eukaryota; Metazoa; Arthropoda; Insecta; Lepidoptera; Papilionidae.
AUGCCCUCCGCAAUGUUGUCAGCUGUGCUUGAAGAGGAGCCAGAUCUGUAUGAGGCAUUCCCUCCUCAUGUUGACCCCACAGGCAUUACUAUCCUGACGGAAAGCCCACCAGGCAAGAAGGCGCCCCUCAAGACCUUCGAGGAAGUCCAGCCGUUACUUCAGCAAGGCCGCAAGCGCGAGCUCAAGCUGCUCAUCAGAGAAAACUCCUGGCCCAUUAACAGUCCCGUGCGCGCUUCGCUCUGGCCCGCGCUGUGCCGUCAACAUCAACAUGGCAAGUCUAUGCUUGACGGAUUCUACUGGGAUAUGGUUACACAGGUGUUCGGCACAGUGGAGCUGCCGGACAAGCCGAUCAUGCUGCCGCCUUUCGUGGAGGCGACGCACUGCCUCGGCUACCACUUGACGCGCAAGGGCCGAGCGGUGGCUGACCGCGUGGUCUCUGUAUUGGGCUACGCCUGCCCCGACAUCACUUACAGUCCCAGUUUGUAUCCCAUAACUGCGGCGCUACUACAUUUUAUGCCAGAGGAGGAAUGCUAUCACUGCAUGGCGAGUCUAGUGGCGUCGAAGGAAAAGAUGUUCAUCACACAGACGAAGCUACACAAUGAGGUCACCUGGAAAACGGUCAUGCAGAUUGCCAAGAAACAUGCCAAGUCGGCCGCCCAGCACCUCUCGCGACUGUCCGCCGCGAUCGGCCCCGAGCGCAUCUACGCCGACUGGCAGUGGUGGAUUUUGGCCGCUCUGCCCUUCCCUCAUCUCGUACGAGUGCUUGAUUGUUUCUUCAACGAGGGGAUUAAGGUAUUCUACAGAAUAGCGUUAGCUAUCCUUAUUCUGUUUCAUAAACACUCCACCAACACGAAUUCCGAGUGGUACGCCGAAGCGACCAAGAAUGGCGUCGACCACGCCAUUGACAAGUUCUGCAGGAAUAUGCCAUCAUCGCCGACGAAGCUUCUCAGGACCGCUUUCAGCAUAAGGGCAUUAAGUUCACAGUACAUAUCACGGGUAUUCAUAAAGACGGAGAUGACUCUCAAGUCGAAGCAAGUGAUAACCGGGUCGCGGCUGGUCCGCUCGCGUUCCUCCGACAACUUGCCCACCAGCCAGUCGCAAGUCAACAUCCAGAUGAUGUCGCACACGCUCACCAUCCGCGAGAGAAUGUCUGAGGAAACGUGCAAACAAAUGGGCUCACAUUCGCCGGGCCCGCGCGCCCUAUCGAUGGGCGUUUACCCUAUUCAAGCGAUCAAGUCGCAGAUUCUAGACCAGAGCGAACUGUUCACGUUGUGGUCGUGGCUGCCAGUACGUAUCACGAUGUACCAACCGGUGCUUUUGUACACAACAGAAGAGCACGGCUGCUCACUUACCACGUUUUACGUGCGAGUGGAGCAUCAUGAGCCCACGUUGCUCAUGAUAAAAACGUGCAACAACGAGGUGUUCGGUGCGUACUGCUCGACGCGAUGGUUUGAGCGCAACCAGAAGGACGAGCGCGGCAACCGGCAGGCCUACUUCGGCACCGGAGAGACAUUCCUCUUCAGCCUUUACCCGGAGCGCGCGAAGUAUCCAUGGGUGGGUUGUUCUGCGGGCGCGGGCGGGGGCGGGGGCGCGGGCGCGGGGGAGGGCCGCGGCGAGGAGCAGCGCGUGGCGCACGGCUCCGAGCUCUUCAUGGCCGCCGACUCCAAGAUGAUCACCAUCGGAGGCGGUGAGGGUCAGGCGAUAUGGAUGGACGAAAACAUUAGGUUCGGCAAGACUGACCGCUGCUCUACCUUCAACAACCCGCCGUUGUGUCCAAGUGGCGACUUCGAGAUAAGAGUGCUCGAAGUGUACGGCUUCUCGGGAGCGUAG